Rhea pennata is the source of this 6526-nucleotide messenger RNA. Its product is annotated as phospholipid-transporting ATPase ID-like. Lineage: Eukaryota; Metazoa; Chordata; Aves; Rheiformes; Rheidae. The transcript has 28 exons. The record is from RefSeq and is a predicted model, not a curated record. Gene Ontology annotation, cellular component: trans-Golgi network; plasma membrane. Bases 501 to 4034 code for a protein of 1177 amino acids. Gene Ontology annotation, molecular function: ATP binding; ATP hydrolysis activity; ATPase-coupled intramembrane lipid carrier activity. Gene Ontology annotation, biological process: phospholipid translocation; Golgi organization.
GAGAGCAACAGUUGUCUUUGGAAUUAAAUGGGCUGUUACAGCCCGAGGUGCUUUGCUUUUCUGCUUUAAUCUUUCACAGCUUGUUGUCCUGGGCAUUUUAUUUUAAGGGAACUACUACACUCUCCAUAUCAACAGGAAACAGAAUUAAAAAAAAAAUGGCAAGGAGCCAAGACUAGUGACUGAAGUAAGAAGUAGGGAACUUAGAGUAAGUUUAGUUACUGGGACUUUGCAGGGCAAGCAGGAUCUGCAGUGCGUUUUACAGAAUGGGAGACAAGGAUACAACGCCUAUUUCACCGUGUAAAGAAGCUUUGGUUUCUUAGAUGAGUGUCGUUUCUCUGCGACUACGAGCCAAGCUGUUGAUCUUGGGAGGGGAUAAAGCAGCGUGUAAACGAGAAGAGAGGAGUGUAUCGGAGUGCUAUGGAGGGCAGUAACUUUGUUGCUGUGACUUUUAGAAGCCUUCAAGGAAAUUCCAUGGAGUUGGACUAAAAUAAAGUUUUGGGAUGCCUCUAUUUGGAUUAAAAUUUGGAAAGAAGAAAUUGAAAGAGGAAGAGAGACAACUUCAAGCAAACAACCGGGACUUCAAUCUACAGUUUGAAUAUGCUAGCAAUUCAAUUAAAACAUCAAAAUACAACUUCUUCACUUUCCUGCCUCUCAACCUGUUUGAACAGUUUCAGCGAAUAGCCAAUGCUUACUUUCUUUUCUUGCUGAUUUUGCAGCUGAUUCCUCAGGUUUCCUCAUUGUCCUGGUUUACGACAGUGGUGCCCCUAGUGCUGGUGCUGGCUGUUUCGGGAGUCAAGGAUGCCAUCGAUGAUUUCAAUCGACACAAAAGUGACAAACAUGUCAACAACCGCCCAGUCCAGGUGCUGAUCAAUGGCAUGUUGAAGGAUGAAAAAUGGAUGAAUGUCCAAGUAGGGGAUAUAAUAAAACUAGAAAACAACAACUUUGUGACGGCCGAUCUACUGUUACUGUCGAGCAGUGAGCCACACAGCCUGACAUAUAUCGAAACGGCUGAACUGGAUGGUGAAACAAACCUCAAGGUGAAGCAGGCCCUGACAGUCACUGCAGAGCUUGGAGAAGAUCUUCAGAAACUAACAGAGUUUGAUGGUGAAGUCAAAUGUGAAGCACCAAAUAACAAACUAGAUAAGUUCACAGGAACUCUUACUCUUCAAGAAGAGAAGUAUGCCCUGGACAAUGAGAAGAUGCUGUUGAGAGGCUGUACUAUUAGGAACACAGAGUGGUGCUUUGGUCUCGUUAUUUAUGCUGGGCCAGACACCAAACUAAUGCAGAACAGUGGAAAAACAACUUUUAAACGGACAAGCAUCGAUCGGCUCAUGAAUGUCCUUGUGUUAGUGAUCUUUGCAUUUUUAGCACUGAUGUGUCUUAUCCUAGCCACUGGCAAUGGCAUCUGGGAGUAUGAUAAGGGCUACUACUUCCAGGUCUAUCUGCCCUGGGCAGAAAUUGUUGAUUCUGCCCCCUACUCUGGCUUCCUCAUGUUCUGGUCAUACGUGAUCAUUCUAAACACAGUGGUGCCAAUUUCACUCUAUGUCAGUGUAGAGAUUAUACGCUUGGGCAACAGCUUCUACAUUGACUGGGACCGUAAAAUGUAUUAUCCAGUGAAUGACACACCAGCUCAGGCCCGUACCACCACACUCAAUGAAGAGCUGGGGCAAAUCAAGUACAUCUUCUCAGACAAAACAGGAACUCUCACUCAGAAUAUCAUGUGUUUCAACAAGUGCUCCAUCAAUGGCAAAUCCUAUGGCGAUGUGUAUGACCUGGCUGGCCAAAGGAUAGAAAUAAAUGAGAACACAGAGAAGGUGGAUUUCUCAUACAACCCAUUAGCUGACCCAAAGUUUGCCUUCUAUGACCACAGCCUGGUUGAAGCUGUGAAGCUGAGUGAUAUCCCGACACACAGGUUCUUCCGACUGCUCUCACUUUGUCACACAGUGAUGCCAGAAGAAAAGAAGGAAGGUAACUUGGUGUAUCAGGCCCAAUCUCCUGAUGAGGGAGCCCUCGUCACUGCUGCCAGAAACUUUGGAUUUGUUUUUCGGGCUCGCACACCAGAGACCAUCACUGUUGUGGAAAUGGGAGAAACAAAAACCUACAAGCUGCUGGCUAUUCUUGAUUUCAACAAUGUGCGCAAGCGAAUGUCUGUUAUUGUGCGGAGUCCAGAAGGUGACUUGACUUUGUACUGCAAGGGGGCUGACACUAUUCUUUAUGAACUACUUCAUUCAUCCUGUGGUUCUCUCAAAGAGGAGACAACAGAACACCUGAAUGAGUUUGCUGGUGAAGGUUUGAGGACACUUGUUGUGGCCUAUAAAAACUUGGACGAAAAAUACUUUGAGGGCUGGAUCAGGCGUCACCAUGUAGCAAGCACUGCCUUGGAAGGAAGGGAAGAUAAAUUGUCGGAGUUGUAUGAAGAGAUUGAAAAAGAUUUAAUGCUGCUAGGUGCCACAGCGAUUGAGGACAAGUUACAAGACGGAGUCCCGCAGACGAUUGAGACUCUGGCCAAAGCCAGCAUUAAGAUAUGGGUCCUCACUGGAGACAAACAAGAAACUGCAGUGAAUAUUGGUUACUCCUGUAACUUGCUGAAUGAUGACAUGGCAGAUGUUUUCAUUAUUGAAGGCAGCACAUCUGACGACGUACUUAACGAACUCAGGAAUGCAAGGGAAAAGAUGAAGCCAGACUCCUUUCUGGACAGUGAUGAAAUUAACAUUCAGUUUAAAAAAUCUUCCAAAAAACCAAAAAUUCUACCUGAUGAACAAGCAAAUGGAGUGUAUGGUCUUGUUAUCAAUGGCCAUAGCCUGGCCUAUGCACUGGAAGGGAAUCUCGAACUGGAGCUGGUGAGAACAGCCUGCAUGUGCAAAGUGGUGAUCUGCUGCCGGGUGACUCCACUGCAGAAGGCCCAAGUGGUGGAGCUGGUGAAGAAGUACAAGAAGGCUGUGACCCUGGCAAUCGGAGAUGGGGCUAACGAUGUCAGCAUGAUCAAAACUGCCCACAUUGGAGUUGGCAUCAGUGGCCAGGAGGGGAUGCAGGCAGUCUUGUCAAGUGACUUCUCCUUUGCGCAGUUUCGUUAUCUCCAGCGCCUACUCUUAGUCCAUGGCCGGUGGUCCUACAUCCGCAUGUGCAAGUUCCUCAAAUACUUCUUCUAUAAGAAUUUUGCCUUCACGUUAGUGCAUUUCUGGUAUGGAUUCUUCUCUGGCUUCUCAGCACAGACUGUAUAUGAUGAGUGGUUCAUUACGCUUUACAAUUUGGUAUAUACCUCCCUCCCAGUGCUAGGAAUGAGUCUCUUUGAUCAGGAUGUGGAUGAUCGCUGGAGUAUGCUGUUUCCUCAGCUCUAUGUGCCUGGCCAGCAAAACCUCUAUUUUAACAAAAUAGUGUUUGUCAACUGCAUGUUGCAUGGGAUUUACAGUUCCCUCAUUCUUUUCUUCAUCCCUUAUGGGGCCAUGUACAAUACAAUGAGAAGUGAUGGGAAAGCCAUUGCUGACUACCAGUCCUUCGCACUGGUGGCCCAGACCUGCCUAUUGAUUGUGGUGUCUGUCCAGAUUGGCUUGGACACCGCUUACUGGACAGUUGUGAACCAGUUCUUCAUCUGGGGCAGCCUUUCUGUUUACUUUGCAAUCACCUUCACCAUGUAUAGUGAUGGCAUGUACCUGAUCUUCACAGCCUCAUUCCCAUUUAUAGGUACAGCUCGAAACACCCUCAGCCAACCAAAUGUGUGGCUAGCAAUCUUCCUCAGCGUUGCCCUCUGUGUGUUACCUGUAGUUGGCUAUCGAUUCCUGAAGGCUCAGUUAAAGCCCACUGCCAGUGAUAAAGUCCUACUCAAGAUCAAAGAAGCCAAGAAGAGGCCACCUCCACCCUCUCCCAAGAGGCGUCUGCGUCGGACCAGUACCCGCCGCUCAGGCUAUGCCUUCUCCCAUCAGCAUGGCUUUGGAGCGCUUAUUAUGUCUGGAAGAAACAUGCGGCCAAAAUCACCUUUUGCUACAACAGGAACAUUCUCACCCAAUAGUGAUAAAAACAAACACAAAGGACUGUAAAAAAAAAAAGAAAAGAAGAAGAAGAAAAAGAAAAAGAAAAAGAAAAAAGAAAGAAAAGAAAAAAAACCCUAAAGGGCUGUCAGGAAAGGAAACUGUGCUCCCUGCAAAGCACCGAGCCAGUGGCUGCUCAGAAGUCUGCCAUGUGGGCUACCAAAGCAAAGACUUGGUCUUUUCCUUUUACCCACUUGCAGUCUCCAACUGCAGUUUCUGUUCCAAAGAUAUAUGCUGCUCCUAGGGAAGUAAGGAAAGAGUGGGAAGGGCAGGAUGAAUUAAAGCUGGUUUGUAUUCCAGAGGGCUUCCCUGGAACAAGAGAGAGAACAUGCUGUGGGAGGCUUCUUCACUCACUAAGAUUGUUUAUGGUGCCAUUUUUUUCUCCCUUUAACUAAAUACCUCAGAACAAAGUAAAGUCCAGGCUGAGGAACACAUGGAAUUGGUGAUGACUUUUACAUUUGUGUGCCUGCCUUUUUUUCUGUCAUGAAUCCAUUCUGGGCCAUAUUCCUGGGUUGAAAGUAUUGACCCCAGGUGUGCCUUAGCUCCAGCCACACAACCCUCAAAUCCCCAAUCUUUGUAAUACGUGUAAUUUUGUAGCCUUUUGACUAUAAUGUACAAAAGCACUUUGGAAAGUAUCAGUUGUAAACAACCUCCUUCCAAACUAAUAGUUAAUCCAGUUUCUCAGAAGCUGGCCAGUGCCACAAGUGCAACACACUUCCUGCAUCUGCAGUCUAGAGGUGCUGCAAGCUCAGAGACAUGCCUAGCUGAUCAAGGGACAAGGACUUGACAUUCACCAGUCUGCCCUGUAUCUGCAAUGCAAAUCUGCUCUUGUUGUAAAUGAUCAUUGUCAGAGCCAUCUCAGGUGUUGUAGCUGAGUACCAAUUUCUUCUAGACUUAAAAGAGAAGGGUAAAAGAAUUUCAGGCUUCCAUAGAGAUCAAGCCACAAAAUCUAGCACAGAGGAGCCCAUACCUUAGCUAGGGCUCAGCUGGGAGCCUCCAAUACAAGGUAGCUUUUCUCAUCAUAAUAGACUGAGUCAGCCUCAGUCUUCUGAGGCACAAGCAGAUCAGACUUGAUGAAAAUUACACAAGAAAUAGAGGAGGGACAGAUGCUAUUUCCCGGCUGGUGCAGAGUGUCCUGCCCUUUACUCCACUGAUGCUGUUGGUCCGUGCAACAGAUGAAGUGUGAUCUGGAUGCUCUUUCACCCUCCCCUGAUGAUCAGUGUGGUCAAGUUUCAGAGGAACUUAGUGAGGGCUCAGGGGCCUCUGCAGAGUUUCUCUGUGGUGGCUGCUAUUUUAUGCAGAAAGGUUCAUGUAUCAAUCAUCAGUUCCAGAUAGCAGAAGGCUCCACCAAAUUCUAUCAGUCUGACUGCCAGCAGAGGGACCUAAAAUGCAUAAACACAGCCAAAGAUGUGGUGAUAUUGAGAAACUGAGACUUGCUCACUGGUUUGUUACACAGUACUGUAAAGCUAACAUCAGUGGGAUUACUAGGUGGAAAGCCAGAAUGAGAAUCUGCCCCACCAGUGCUGCUGAGCUGUCUAAAUGGAGGGGUUUUUUUGUGCAGCCUUUGCUGUUAUACUUUCUCAGCUCCUUUAUAGAAGUUUAGACUCUUUCCUCAUUUUGAAAUGGGAUUUUUGCCCCCUAAUCAUCUGAUAUUUAUUGGGAGUGCUCUGCCUUGAGUCUCUGAGCUAUCAGUGGAGGCAAUGUGUCAUGGCAACAAUCUAGCCAUGUCCCUGCUUCAUCUGAGCUGCGUGUAACACCUUACCUACUGCCUGUAGUCCUAGUUUCAGCAGUUACUGUAUAUUUUUUUUUAAGCUCUAAUAAAAGGUUUCAUCUGCCUGGAUUUAACUCAGCACAGAAAAAGUGGUCUGUUGCACCUGCUGCUGUGAGAGGCUCAUUGCAAACAGUAGUAUUAAAUUUCAGUAUAGCCAGUGCAAAUUAGACCCGGGUCUGGAUCCAGAUUUCAGCAGCCUGGAGCUGCUUGCUAGGGAAGAAGCACAUUCUAACCCAGUGAUCUCCCCUGCAAGGAUAUAUCUAAAUAAAGGGAGAGCCUGCAUCCCGACUGAGAAUACUCUGCUGUGAUAGUUACUGCUCUUCACCUCCCUCUGAUUUACAAGUCACAUUGCAGAGACAAUCAUAGGUUUCUGGUUAGGAUAAUGCCAUUCACAGUCAGCCUCCAUGAGGCUAGAAGAAAAAAGGAGUUAUGCAGGUCAGCAGACACCCCCACAAUACCAAGGUUGGCUUGUGGACUGACAGACCUGUCAAAGCUAUUCCAAGUAUGCAACGCAGUGGACUAUAAUGCUAAGCAGUAGCGAGAAAACUCUGAGACUGUGUCACUCUUCUCAUGUGACAUGUUGGUGAGCUUGCUCCAGCUACAAAUAUUUCAAUGGCUUGACAAGUUCAACAUUGGAAACAUAUCAACUGGCAGUGAUGUUCAAGUUACAUCACUCUUGAUUUUUGUAAAAUUAUUUUUUAAAAUAAAGAGAGACCAUUGAGAUGACGGA